AUGAUAAAUGAACUUUUUAAAGCUGUAAGAGAAGGUAAUCUAGAACGAGUCGUUGAGUACAUUUCCAAGGAAGAAUCGAUCAUGAAUGCUGUGGAAAGUGAUGGUAGAAAUCUAUUACAUUAUUCCAUCGCGAAUGACCGCAGAGAUGUAGCAACAUUUCUCUUGGAAAGUGGUAUUGAUGUGACACGAAGUGCCAGUGACGGAAGCACAGUACUUCGUCUUGCCGUCUCUAAAAGUGACGAGGAAUAGGUGAAUGCUAUUUUGAACCAUGCUAAUAACACAAGUGGACUGAUCUCUCUCAUAAAAGCUAAAAAACCUAACGGAAUCACAGCUCUUUAUAUUGCUGCCAAAAGUUGUUCGUCAGUUAUCACAAAAACUUUGCUUAAAAAUGGUGCGGCUUUUCAUGUUCAAAAUAAAAACAACUUGAAACCUGUAGAUUUUUCUGCAAAUGAGGCAGUCACCUGUUUCCUCAUGCUUGUUGAAGAAGUGUUUAAGUUUGCCGAGAAGAAAGGUGAAGAAAUCCCUGAAAGAUGGGAAACAAUGAAUGCUGGUGAUUUCUAUAUUUUGUCAAAAGUUCGUAAUAGUUAUGGGCACACAUUAGCAGAUAUUAUAAACCUUAUCGAGAGUGGCAGUGCUGUUAAAAAAUUAUUUGAUCUACGGGCCUCUAAAGAAAAACAACUUGUUUUGCAGAAUCGAUGCCUAAAUUCUCGGAACAUGAACUGCGUUGAAGAGAGCUUUGAAGAUAUCGACAUUGGAUGUGGAUUAUUAUUUGACUGAAAAAAAAAAAAAAAUUGUAUCACUUUGGUACUUUGCAACUUCGUUUCUAUCAGUAGGGUUCUUGCCAUUGUCAUGCAGAUGUAUGAUUAGUUUAAAGCUCUAUUCAAUAUAUCUUGAGCGAAUCUCAGAGCUUUGAAAUGCCUGUAAAAGAACAGAAUUUUGAUUUGUUUAAAUUUCAGAGAUUUUAAUUUUUGGGAAGUGGGACAUUCGGUCCACUUGUGAGACGUUAUUUUCACCGAAUCUAUUAAAACAGGGUUGCCAUAGUUAGGGAAAAGAGGGAAUUCAAGAAAUGUCUUGAAAUUAUAAAAAUUCAAAGAAAACCGAGAAAUGUUAGGAAAAAGUGUUAAAGCACCCUCAUUUGCAAUUUAGAGUGUGCAUGAACAACAAAUGCGAAAUCAUUCGAAACUAUCUGAAAACUACUUCUAAUCAUGAAUUUUUAACUAUCCUUCAAACGUCAGGGAAUUUCAUUUUCUAUAUUCUGUGGCAGCCCUUAUUAAAACAAGAGGGUUGUUCAUGAGCCUACUUUGAUUCUCCCCUGAAACCGACAUGAUAGUGCAUGAAGAAGACGAGUCUUAAUUGAGAAAAAUCGUGUUUCUUCUGUGUUCCUUUCUUUAAUUGACUCAAUAUGCGGAAUUAUAAUUUCAUGUGAAAUUUUUUUUCUUAAUUUGAGUCACUAAGU
Molecule: messenger RNA, 1456 nt
Organism: Bemisia tabaci
Lineage: Eukaryota; Metazoa; Arthropoda; Insecta; Hemiptera; Aleyrodidae
Source: RefSeq, a predicted model, not a curated record